UUUCUAUUGGCUGGCCCGGAAACAAGAAGCGACCCGCGAGGUGAGGCGGGCGCGGAGGAAGGCGGAAGAGAAGGCGCAGGACUCCGACAUGGAAGAGUUUAAAGAUGGAAGCCCACCUGAAGAAUUACUUGGUCACUUAAAGCUUUCUGAUCAGAAGGCAUCGCAGAGCACCAGCUCGUUGGCUUCUGGCCCUAAAGAUGUCCACAAUCCCCAAAAUAUGGGAAGUGGCUAUGCAGCAUCUUCAGCCAAAGAUCCCACGAUAGCAGAUGAGUGUUUCCAUGACUGUCAUGACUCCUUUGAGGUGAAAGAACCUAUACUGGAUGACGAAGGGAAUAUACAGAAUGACGAAAAUAGCACAAGGAAGCAGACAGAACUAGAUGAAGAAUACUUACUGGAACUAGAAAAAGAUAUGCCAGAGGAAGAAAAACAGAAAAGAAGAAAGGAGAGCACAACACUGAAGGAGAAAGGAAAUGAGCAGUUCAAGAAAGGAGACUAUGGAGAGGCAGAAGACUCAUAUACGAAGGCUCUGCGGAUUUGUCCAGCCUGCUUCCAGAAAGAUAGGGCUGUUUUGUUUUCAAACAGAGCUGCUGCAAAAAUGAAGCAGGACAAGACAGAAGCUGCCCUAAGUGACUGCAGCAAAGCAGUGGAAUUAGAUCCUAACUAUAUUAGAGCUUUGCUGAGGAGAGCAGAACUAUAUGAAAAAACAGAAAAACUAGAUGAAGCUCUGGAGGAUUAUAAAGCAGUCCUAGAAAAAGACCCAUCAGUUCAUCAGGCCAGAGAAGCUUGCAUGCGAUUACCUAGACAAAUUGAAGAACGGAAUGAAAAAUUAAAGAAAGAAAUGUUAGGCAAACUGAAAGAUCUUGGGAAUUUGGUUCUCCGCCCCUUUGGCCUGUCAACAGAAAAUUUCCAGAUAAAACAAGAUUCAUCAACUGGUUCAUAUUCCAUCAAUUUUGUUCAAAAUCCAAACAACAAUAGAUAACGUGAAUUCAUUCUAGUUCUGCUGGCUUUCAGGCUUUGUGACCGUGUGCUUGCACGUACCACUAAAAGGAAUCAGCAGACAUUCUUCACGCUAUCCAAGUGAAGAUAGACUCGAGCAUUUUCAUUUCCCUGCUUGUAAAAUUAUUUACAACGUGGAUGUACAGAAAGUAAUUUGACUUCUUAGUGAUAACUAUGUCCAGUGUGUGAUUUUUCAGUUGCAGUUUUUGGCAUGUCCAACAGUCAGGUUCAUUAUUUUGGCCCAUUCAAUGCUGGCAACAACAUUCUAGCAAGUAAUUCAGCUGAAUCAAAAUGCCUGUGCACCUGUGGCCAAGAACAAAGUCUAACAGUGUCUUGGGGGAUUAAUGCAGCUAGCAGAAGCACUUCUCCAUGCUCAGCAGGUGGAUAUGACUGACAGCAUGCAUAGAACCAAGCUGACCUCUUCUGUGGAAUAUUUUUUCUUUGUAAUAAAGGCUUGGUAUUUCUGUUG
Molecule: messenger RNA, 1465 nt
Organism: Cygnus atratus (black swan)
Lineage: Eukaryota; Metazoa; Chordata; Aves; Anseriformes; Anatidae
Gene: TTC1
Product: tetratricopeptide repeat domain 1
Exons: 8
Coding region: 89-979 (296 amino acids)
Molecular function (GO): protein binding
Source: RefSeq, a predicted model, not a curated record